UUCUCAUUUAAAUGUCUGCGUGCAGGCUGCAGGCGGCACUGCCUCCACGGCCGCCCCAGGGGAGCCCCCGCCGGCCCCCCACCCGCCACCUCUGCCGUGCCCCCAGGGCCGAUGCCCACGCAAGGGGACGGCAGAGCCGGGGCUUAACACCCCAGAAGCACCGAAGCAUCAGCCGCCCAGCGUGGCACGUCCCUGAGGUGCCGGCAGACUAUGCGAGAGCCCCCCCGGGGGGGCUGAGCCAAGCAGAGCCUGCCGGGGCACCGAGGAGAGGACGGCGAGGGGGGGUUCCAGUGGAUGGACCCCCUGAGGCCAGCCCCCCCAAUGUCGGCUCCGCUGCUUCUCUGGGUCACCCUCCUCCACUGGGCCGCCAGCGGGGGCUUCAUCCGGGGGGGCAGGACGUGGCAGCACUGCACAGACCUGCGCCCGCUGGACAUCCUCUCGGAGGUGGCCCCCGCCGGCGGGCUGGCCCGCGGCGUGAGGGUCUCUCAAGCGCAGGGGGUGCGAGGUUUCCAGCUGGCCGCCUCCCGGCCCCGCGCCCUGGGCUUCCCCGCCUCCCGGCUCUUCAUCCACUGCGACCGCUUCCCCGAGGAGUUCUCCAUCAUCGUCACGCUGAGGGUCCUCAGCGGCCCCGCCAAGAGGAACGAGUAUGUCUUCACGCUGAUGGCGGAGGAGAGCCCCAGCGUGCUGGUGGGGCUGCGCUACGCCCCCAACAAGCUCCACUUCCUCUUCUGGAGCCAGGAGCGCGCCGGCGGCUGGCAGACCCGUGUCACCUUCCCCAACGUCUCCCUCGCCGACAGCCAGUGGCACACGCUCAUCCUGGCCGUUUCGGGCCAGUCCUUCUCGCUGACGGUGGACUGCAGCGUCCCCAAGGAUGUGGUGGUGGAGACGCCCUUCCCAGCCUCUCUGUCGGUGAAGAGAGCCAGCUUCUACCUGGGCAACAGGAGGAGAAGGAAAGGCGUGUUCACGGGCUUGCUGAGACAGCUCGUCCUGCUGCCGGGAGCCGAUGCCACCCCUCGGAUAUGCACAGCCAUGAACUUCAAAGUAGCGACGCUCUCUGUCCCCCCUGUCCUCCAGGAUCUCCCCACAAAGCCAGCAAGCAACGAGGUGCUAAAAUACCCCUACGAGACUGACACGAAGGUGACCCUGGGGUCCCGUCCACCCUGCACCAAGCAGGAGAAGGCACAGUUCUGGUUCAACGCCUCCCAGCGAGGGCUGUACCUCUGCAACGGCAGCGCCUGGAUUUCCAUGCUGGAAGUCAAGCAAAGGCUGGACUAUGUGGAGGAGUACCAGAACCUGGUGACCAACUCUGAGACAAUGGGUGUUGAGGUCUUCACCAUCCCAAAGGUGGGGCUGUUCGCAGCCACUGCCAACCGGUACACCCUGCCGGGAUCAGCCAUCUAUAAGUGGACCGAUGGGAAGUUUGUGCCCUACCAGAACAUCCCCACCUACCAAGCUCAGUCCUGGAAGUAUUUCACCAUAGGAAAGAAGAUCUUCCUAGCAGUGGCUAAUUUUGAGCAGAAUGACAGGGGUCAGGAGUUCUCUGUAAUAUACAAGUGGAGCCGCAGGAAAGAGAAAUUCAUCACGUACCAGAGGAUCACCACGCACAGCGCUAGGGACUGGGAGGCAUUUGUCAUUGAGGGAGAGGCUUUCCUCGCAGUGGUCAACCACAGAGAAGGGAAUAACCACAACAUAGACAGCGUGAUAUACAGGUGGAACCCCAGGACGGGGUUGUUUGAAACCAACCAGACCAUCCCUACGUCUGGAGCCUAUGACUGGGAAUUCUUCACCAUCGGGCCGUAUUCCUUCCUGGCGGUGGCUAACACGUUCAAUGGGACAUCCACUAAGAUCUACUCGCACAUCUAUAUCUGGCUCAGUGGCUCUUUCCAGCUCUUCCAGUCUAUCCUGACUUUCGGUGCUGCUGACUGGGAGGUCUUUCAUAUCGGGGACAGAGUCUUCCUGGCUGUUGCAAACAGCCACAGCUAUGACAGCGGGAUGCCAGCACCCUCUAACUUCUACGCCAUCAACUCCUCCAUCUAUGAGCUGAACAUCACUGCCCAGAUGUUUGUCAAAUUCCAGGACGUCCUCACCUACAGUGCCCUGGACUGGGAGUUCUUCUCAGUGGGAGAUGACUCUUUUCUGGUGGUAGCAAACUCCUUCGAUGGCUUCACCUUCUCCGUUAACAGUAUUAUCUACAGGUGGCAAGGCUAUGAAGGCUUCGUAGCGGCUCACCGCCUCCCCACCAUCGGCUGUAGAGACUGGGAGGCGUUUCACACUGCCGAGGGCUCCUACCUCCUCUACUCCAGCGCCAAGGAGCCACUUUCCAAGGUGCUCAAGCUGAAAACUACCUGAGGUGGCUGAGACACGCUCAGCUCAUUGCCAGGACGGGGGCAAGCCGGGCAUCGAGGUGAAGAUGGAUCACAGUGCCCAGGGGUGGCCACGGCGUCAGCCCUGCAGCUGUCUGACUGUGCGCUCCGCAGGAGGGGGAGGAGGAAGAGGGGAGCUCCCUGCAGCCUUGGCCGGGGGCUGGAAAAGGGGCUGUGACCCUGCUUUGGUGCUGUUUCUCCUGGGCAAGCUCUCCUGCCACAUUCCAGAGCCAUGUCCCACGCAGGGUGCCUGGUGCCCAGGCGCUUCCCCGGGCUCGCCGGGACCCCAGAGCUUGGUAGUCUCCAUCCAGGAGGGACCCAGAGCUGCUGUUGGUUGUGGCCAGAGCUCGCACAAAGCCAGGGAAGAAAGAGACUGAGCGAGGCGUGUGCUGCCGGGGUGGGUGCAGAGCAGUGGGGAGGAGAUGGCGUGUGAGAAAUUGGGGGAAAAGUUGGCUUCGGGCUUGGCUCUGGCUGCCCAGUGCCUGGGGCUGCGAUGCCGCUGAGGACCCACCUGGUCUGACGUUGCACACCAUUAUUUCGUGUCUGUCUUUGGUGGCCUCACCACCCCGUCCCACUGAUGCGGGUGCCUGCUCCUCCUCCCGCUCCACCGUGGCUGGCAUUGGUCAUCCUCACCGAGUGACGUGUAUACUGUACAAAUCCAUAGGUGUGUACACGGACCGAUGCUGGCCUCUUUGCAUGAGGCUAGAAACUCCCGGGCAAACCUGCUGUGCAUUGGGAACAAUCCAGCUACCGUGGGCAUGGGAAAGACUCCAAACUGCUCCAGG
Tyto alba (common barn owl) is the source of this 3148-nucleotide messenger RNA. RefSeq names its product thrombospondin type laminin G domain and EAR repeats (gene TSPEAR). Bases 295 to 2349 code for a protein of 684 amino acids. NCBI's taxonomy places the organism in Eukaryota, Metazoa, Chordata, Aves, Strigiformes, Tytonidae. The transcript has 12 exons. Gene Ontology annotation, biological process: signal transduction. The record is from RefSeq and is a predicted model, not a curated record.